Molecule: messenger RNA, 387 nt
Organism: Racocetra fulgida
Lineage: Eukaryota; Fungi; Glomeromycota; Glomeromycetes; Diversisporales; Gigasporaceae
Source: the annotation of a GenBank genome assembly
AUGCCUCAGGUUAAGCGAAGGCCUAGUUCUAAACAGAAAUAUGAGAUUAUAAUUAAAUUUGAUAAAAAUGAAAAAGACUCAAUGGAUCUACCCCCUCAACCUUUGAAUAAAGAGCAAGGAAAUGUAAUGGAUCCACCCCCUCAAUCUUCGAAUGAAGAGCAUGGAAACGUAAUGGAUCCAUCCCCUCAACCUUCGAAUGAAGAGCAUGGAAACGUAAUGGAUCCAUCCCCUCAACCUUCGAAUGAAGAGCAUGGAAACGUAAUAGAUUCGCCCAACUCACCACUUGGAGAAGAUUCUCAAUUUGCUGAACCAAUGGUUAUCCAAAUCUCAGAGAUGAAUUAUAGUAACGAAUAUCCUGCUCUAUUUCAAGAUAUAUAUAGUAUGUAA